Messenger RNA from Mytilus trossulus (common blue mussel), 2727 nucleotides. RefSeq lists its product as uncharacterized. The transcript is spliced from 3 exons. NCBI's taxonomy places the organism in Eukaryota, Metazoa, Mollusca, Bivalvia, Mytilida, Mytilidae. The coding region runs from base 62 to 1705 and encodes 547 amino acids. The record is from RefSeq and is a predicted model, not a curated record. Gene Ontology annotation, cellular component: plasma membrane. Gene Ontology annotation, molecular function: G protein-coupled photoreceptor activity. Gene Ontology annotation, biological process: cellular response to light stimulus; phototransduction; G protein-coupled receptor signaling pathway.
UUACAGAUUAUUGCUGCAUGCAGUUACAUAUAGCAGAUGACCGUUGCAUAAUCACCAAAAGAUGAAUUUCUCACUACCAUAUAAUACAAGUGAAGAAAAGGGAACGGCUAACACGACCGUUGAGCAGAACACAGAUGAGAUUAGUUGGGGUACGGUGUUAUGGAUCUCCAUGGGAAUAGGAGUAGUUAUAAUCAACAUAUUAUACAUUGCUGUCUGCAUGAAAGCUCUAAAGAAAACAUUUCACCAUCUGGUUGUUUUGGGUUUACUUUUCAGCGACAUCUUUACCAGCUCUGCAGUCACUAUGAUUGUUCUCGACAGCAUCUUCCAUUUUCUUCCUAUUCACAUAAGCGCGUGUAUUUUUCAAAUAUUUUUAAGUUGCUUUGGAAUGGUUCUUAGUUAUUGUCUUAUGUUUCUACUGUGCCUACAAAGAUACAUAACAGUCAAAUCGUAUAACUAUGGAAUACGGUUUGAUGAUUACAAAUUCAAGGUAAUCGGUGGAACUGUUCUUUUAGUAUUUCUGUAUACACUAUGUUCUAUGACGCUUACUCCCCAUAACAGCAACCUGUUAAGCUGUAAUCGUCAUUCCCUCUACGCCAAUAACGUUGGUAUUUUUGUUGGAACAAUUUUUGGACCAAUAGCUAUAAUUAUAAUUUUAGUUAUGUAUAUUUCAAUACUCACUAGCUUUAAGCUUUGGAAAAUUUACUUCAAAGCCAGAAAUUCUACAACUCGGGUGAAGGAAUUUGUUGUUGAAGAGGAUAAGAAAGAAACUAACACCAGAAGAGUCAAGACAUUUAAAAGCAUUUCAUAUGCAAUCUGGUUUAUCAACUCUAGAUCGAAAGUCACAGACAUCGAUGCACACAAAGAAUUUAUACAGAAAAGAGAAGAUUUCGAAUUCAAAACCGGAAAGACUGAGGAGACAAACAAUACAAUUUUUUCUCAAUCACAGUUUGACAACGAAAUAUGUAUCGAUCAAGAUCCUACUCACGAUGGAACCGAUAGAAGGGUAUCGAAAAGUAAAACCGAUCAACAAAAUGCCGAUUAUCUUACAAAGGUACAUAGUUCUAAUGAAAAAAAUAACAUGACAGUGCAUGCCAAGAAAAAGUCGCUAGCAUAUUUAGAGGAAAACAUGAACACAACUUCAAAAAGUAAAGAACAUUCAUUUAAAAAAAGAAAACUUUGUCAGAGGCAUUCUUAUCCUAGUACAAAGACUAAUACACCCAACAUCGACAAUAAAAUACGCCCAAAUCUUUUGAUAGCUGCAACCAGGUGCAUAGACAACAUUGAAAUAAAUUUUCCAAACGAUAUACAAAAUACAAGUCGUUCAAACAGUCAAGACCAGAAUAACCCUUUUACGAAAAAGAUUAAAGAUCAAGUCAGACCAGGUUUCAACGGUUUACAAGUCAGCAAUGAUAGAAUUUCAACGGAUAUUGGUAAACCUAAUUGGUUUUCUAAAAACCGGAAGUCGUGGGAGAUGCGCGCAUUCACUACUAGUAUUGUCAUUUCCCUCCAUUCAUUAAUCCUGACCGGGCCUAUGGUUAUAUUUUAUUUGGUAGAGGUCAUAUCAGGACAACAAUUAUCACAACAGGUACAUUCUAUUCUGGCUAUUCCAUUCUUAGCACACGCACUGACCAAUCCGUUCAUAUAUGCGUGGAGAGUACCGGAAAUAAGACAUGAAUUAAGAAAUAUUUGCAGAAGGAACUAUUGAUAUUAUCGACAGAAAAGAAAAGGCCUUUGUGAUAUAUUUAUAUAUACCAUGUAUAAUUAUGCUUCUUCAAAACGGAACCAAACUUUUAGAAAUUUAUACAUUUCCUAUUCAAGUAUAGAGCCUAUACGUAUAUAUUUUAAAGCAGAGCCAUUUUCAAAACCUUUUUUUUGUCCAUUCGUUUGAUGUUUUUGAACUUUUGAUUUUGGCAUUUGAUUAGGGACUUUCCGUUUUGAAUCUUCCUCGGGAUAGGGUACUUUUUGGGAUUUUUAUUCCUUAAUAAAUUACACAGUGUCACAAUAUCGCAAAUCGCUUAAUGAGAUUUUAGUACAACUAUGUUGCCUAGUACUUUGAAAUCAAAAUUUUAAAGUUAAUACUCAAAAUUACAUUGUGUUAGAUUUGUGACAAAAUAAAAGGUACAUCCACCUUUGAUAUAUAAGUAUAGAUCGUUUAUUUUGAUUUUCAGAAGACAGUCGUUGUAAAUUUUCACAAACACUUGACAAACAAGUCAUCGAACUGGUCUCCUCAAAUGUCAUACAUACCAUAGAAAAUCAAACGGAUUUUCGCAUGAAUAUGACUUAGGUUGGGUAAAUAAAAUCUUUAAAGUCAAUUAAAAAACUUUGUUAGUAUAAGAAUUACACUAGAUUCACUAACUUUUGACCUCGUAGUCAAGCAAAAAGGGGAAUAAUCAACUCCAUAUUUGUUUUUAUUUUGUUGACCAUAGUUUUGUUUUCGUCUGUUUAAACCACUUACUUUAUCUGUUAUGGAAAGUAAUGUCAAGAAAAACAUUUAAUCAUUUAUUAAUUAAUAAAGCAUAGUACACAUAAUUUAAGUAGUUAUGGCGAUUAUUCUCUUUGCUAGUAAUGCGUUUAUGAUAAUCAAUUUCAUCAACUCUUUCUCGUUUAUCGUGUGAAACAACAUUAAAUAAUCUGUAUUGAUCAAAGUCUUAGUCCUCAUCAUUGCACUAUUGUUUUUGCUUUUGUGUUAUUCUAUAAUGUGUCUGUUGCGCUUGUUGCUAUUGCAUU